GUGCACGACGUUGGGCCGGUAUCCAAUGAAGAGCAUGACGCUGCCGCCAGCUCCCUGCUGUACAGAAAGAAGAGGGAGAAGGAGGAGGAGUUGAUUUUACUGUACGAGAAGAAGGCGAAGAAUGGGGAGGGUGAUUUAUACAGUCUUGUCGCCGUGAACCUGAAAGACAAGCUGCCGCAGAUAAAAGAGGUGGUGCAGCAUUGGACUGCAUUGGACAAGGCACUAACAAACUGCGCUUCCACUGGCACUGUUGACCCGCGGAUAAAGAAUGUGUGUAGGGGCCCUAUUCCCACCAAAGGACUGGUUGGCCUCUUGUCGAGCACAUGGGAUGGCACUGCAUGGAAGGACGAGUACCUCGGUGUGAACGCAACGGUGAAGACUGGAGAACUGGCAAGCGAUGAGUGGGGCGUGACGUUCAAAGGUGCUGGGGCGGGGGCGGAGUGGCCGGUGGGCAGCAAGGGGCAGAACCAGCCGUACUACUUUGCGAACAACAAGUUCACUCUUGUGGCGACGGUGAUGAUUAACGCGGUGCCGGAAAAAGCCAGCAGCCCAAUUCCUUUGAUGGGUGUGAGGAUGAACGACGCAAACAGCACUGUGCUUGUUGGCCUGUCGUACACGAGGGACGGGAAGUGGGAGGUGACGGUCAAUGGUGAUCCGCAGGAGCUCUCAGAUGACGGUUAUACGUGGGAGCCAACGAAAAUGUAUCAGGUGGCAAUGAACAUGAAUUGGGAUGAGUUCUCUGUCUUCGUUGACGGGGCCAAUAUAUACGACAGCGAUGAUGAUGAAGAUGAGGAGGGCACCGUUUCUAAGAAUGUGGAAGCCCUGUUCAAGUCGCACCGGAUCUCGCACUUCUACUUUGGCGGUGACAGCGCGGCGGAGGGCACAGCAACCAGCCACGAUGUGACGGUGUCCAACGUCCUGCUGUACAACGAUGCACUUUUUAGCAGUGAGAUUGGGAAGCUCAAAGCGAGCAAAGUCGAACUUCCACAGCCGGCUGCAGAGAAACAAACAGAGCGGGAGGACGAUUCCUCGGUGACCACCGGUGGUCUAAACGAAAAGAACAAUGCUGCUGAUAAUUUGCUUGAUGAAGAGCGGUCACCAGCGGAUUCGGGGGCUGGGAAUGCAUCGCCCUCUGCCCAGGGGCCGGUAGCUUCGCCACCAUCACCUUCCACGUCGGAUUUCUCAGCAGAAGAGGGGGACCAAACAAACGACGUAGGCACCAAACUAUCGGGGCAGGAGGACGCGACACAAACACCGCCGCAACCAUCUUCUGAGGGCGCCUCUGAGGCACAUCACGGUGGGGAUGCUGCCGGAGGAUCUGACGAAGGUCGCACCUCGAACGAGGCGGAAGAAGAGGGGGAAAUGAAGGAAGAAGAGGAAGAUGGCAAUGAUGUGUCGGGGCUCCCACUGGCUCCAUCAUCAUCAUCACCGGACAUGAAAUCGGCUGCUACACCGGGUGAAGAUGCGCCGGCUGCUGUGGCGCCUGAAAACGCCAGUGGGAAGCAAAUGCUUGGCCCCGGAGCGGAGCACGUUGCACCUGAAGCGGCGGUGGGAUCAGGCGGCAGCUCUGCUGCAAUCAACGAUGCCGGGAAUAACGCUCCGGUGCCUGCGGGGCCACUACAACCACCACCGCCGUCAAGUGGUGAGAAGGAGGGAGAAGCUGCAGAGCAGCAAACAAGCGAUAACGCAGCAGGUGCCGCUCUACCAGGCGCUGGUGCCGCAGCAACUGGAGCUGCAAACGCCAGUGGGAAGCAAAUGCUUGGCCCCGGAGCGGAGGCUGCUGCACCUGAAGCGGCAGUGGGCCCAGGCGGCAGCUCUGCUGCAAACAGUGACGCCGGGCAGGCUCCCGCGAAGGACACAAGCGACAUUUCUCCGCCCGGCGCAGUUGAGGUGUCUAAUGGAGACAAUAAGGAGGCGUCGCAGGGAGCCGACAACGCCCCGGCUAAUAAAACCGCUCUACCCGAACCUCAGGCGAUUCCCCCGACACGCAACGCGGCACCGCUUUCUGGCAACGUCUCCGCUACCUUCAAGAACAUCACUGGCGUGAGGCUCGAUGAAGGAGGCGGUGACGGCGCUGAGUACGGUGGAUACGUGCGGCGCCUGUUGCUGCUUGUCCUGCUGGGGCUGUGGGGCAUUGCGGCUCUCUCCGCUGCGUAA
This is a messenger RNA of Trypanosoma rangeli, 2157 nucleotides long. RefSeq names its product trans-sialidase. The transcript has a single exon. The annotation marks the transcript as partial. Lineage: Eukaryota; Euglenozoa; Kinetoplastea; Trypanosomatida; Trypanosomatidae. Gene Ontology annotation, molecular function: exo-alpha-sialidase activity. The record is from RefSeq and is a predicted model, not a curated record.